This is a messenger RNA of Bipolaris sorokiniana ND90Pr, 1683 nucleotides long. RefSeq names its product glycoside hydrolase family 16 protein. The transcript has a single exon. Bases 370 to 1512 code for a protein of 380 amino acids. The record is from RefSeq and is a predicted model, not a curated record. NCBI's taxonomy places the organism in Eukaryota, Fungi, Ascomycota, Dothideomycetes, Pleosporales, Pleosporaceae. Gene Ontology annotation, biological process: carbohydrate metabolic process. Gene Ontology annotation, molecular function: hydrolase activity, hydrolyzing O-glycosyl compounds.
CCCGUCCAGCCUGGCGGGUGGCGCUUGCGAGGCUCCACUGCACUCCUCUCCCUUGCCCGUUUUAUCAAUACUUCAUAUAAUACUAGCACCUCAACCCCGACUCAUCGUGACACUUUCUUUGUUCGUGGGCCCAUCUCUCUGCCUCCUCGCCGUCGCCGCCGUCAAGUAUUCUUCUGUCCGGCACCGCAGUUAUUCGAGCAACCCGUCCAUCUUUCUUGACUUUUCUAUUCUCGGUGUAUUACUUACUAACGGCCAUUCACUUUUCUACUGCCUCUACCCUAAUUACCUAGUCCUUUGUCCAUCGACUACCUCUUUUUCUCUUCAUCUACGCUUCUACAGAAACCAAAGCAUCUUGUUUAUUCUCUCGCCAUGUCUCGUCUCCCACCCCUUGGAGCGCUGCUCCUUCCUCUAACCGCUCUGCUCGUCUCGCCCACUCACGCCACCAGCCCUUACACCAGCAGCAUGAGCGAAACGCCAAAAGACAACAAUGCAGACUGUGACUGCUACAUGGUUCAAUCCGGGGCCGAGGCCAAGGAUCCAUCUUAUUUUCAAUACUACCGUUUCUACGACUUUCGCAACCUACCCGGCGCCCUCGACAAGUCACCACCAGCAAUCAACCAGUCGCAAAACGCUGCACAACUAGCAGCAUGGCAGCCCGACCUGUUCAACAGCGAUGCGUGGAACUUUGAUUGGGGCAUCCAAAACUGGAGCAAAGAUGCUACCUCUGACUUUCCCGUGCCGCUGACUAACUCGCCUGCAAACAUCUAUCUCGGAUCCGAGCAAGACACAUCGUACCUGGCGCUGCGCACGACGCGCGUGUCGUCACACCAGACAGCAGCGGAGAUAGAGAACCAGCAAAAGAAUCUGAUGCACGCCUCUCUGCGCAUGUACGGGCGCGUGCAGGGCUCCGAAGGCGCAGUCGCAGGCUUCUUCACCUUUUUCGACGACACCAAUGAGUCCGACAUUGAGAUUCUGACCCAAGAUCCCAAGGACAAGAUCCGCUACACCAACCAGCCAGCCGUGGAUACUGCAGGCAACGAAAUUGCCGCCGCAUCGCUGGACCCGACCAACUUGCCGCGAUGGGACGAGUGGCACACGCACCGCAUCGACUGGCUGCCCAAGCAGAGCUACUGGUUCCUCAACGGCGACCAGGUGGCCCAGAAUACCUACUCGGUGCCUCACAAGCCCAGUUACCUUGUCCUCAACAUGUGGAGCGACGGUGGAGAGUGGAGCGGCAACAUGAGCGUGGGCGACAGUGCAGAGUUUCACAUCCAGUGGAUUGACAUUGCCUUCAACACCAGUGGGCCGUACGAGGGCGAGCAGCAGCAGGACGACGAAAAGAAAAAUGUAAAGAGAAAGGACAAGAGCUGCAAGACAGUGUGCAGGAUUGACGGCGUCAAAGAGGUUGGAACCCCAGAGGUUGCCUAUGUUGGAAGUGCAGUUGCCUCCACCGUGUCAUUGAGUCUAAUGGUAGGAGUAGUGGGUGCUGUGUCUGUUUUCAUUGGCAUGUAAAAAUAUAACAAGAAGAAAAAUGGGGACCAUGGUCAGGCAAGACCGACUUUUUGAAAUGCAUCAAAUUCAUACAACCUUCUACGACUCGACACUCAUCCAGAAAGAAUGAACAAUGCACUCGUACCCUUGCAAACUACCCGUUCAAAAAAAUCAUCCAUGUCCAAUAUCGUA